AGACAGCGCGAAAAAGGUUUAAAUCAACACCGGUCCGAAAGUGGGGAAGGGGAAGGGAAAAUGGCCAGCGAAAGGAUUUUGAUGAAACAAGGCGCCGAAGCAAAAUUGUACAAAUUUAGCUUCUAUGGAAAACCAUGUAUUGUUAAAGAACGUUUUAAGAAAACAUACAGACACCCAACUCUCGACGCAUCGUUAACCUCGCAGAGAAUGAAAUCUGAAGUGCGAGCAAUGCUCCGAAGCCGAAUGUGCGGUAUUUUUACACCAACAGUUUACUUUGUAGACAUGGUGAACAACAGUAUAUAUAUGGAGGAGGUGCACGACUCCCAGACAGUCAGAGACUAUAUCAUGAACAUUCAGAAAGAAAUUCCUGAUAUCAAUUUAGCAAUGACUGUCCUAGAACCCCUUGGAAAGAAAAUUGGUGAAAUUUUAGGUGUCAUGCACAAAAAUAAUAUCAUUCAUGGUGACCUAACAUCUUCCAAUAUGCUGCUGAAGGGGCAACCGUCAUCUUUCAAUAUUGUUAUGAUAGAUUUUGGCCUGAGUCACUUUGAAAAUAUGCCAGAGGACAAAGGUGUUGAUUUGUAUGUGUUGGAGCGAGCCUUGCUGAGUACACAUCCUAACACAGAGAAAGUGUUCCAGGUUAUACUUGAUGCUUACUGUGUCACUAACAAAGAUGGAGCCAAGGAGGUCCUCAAUAAGCUGGAGGAAGUGAGAAUGAGAGGAAGAAAGCGUACCAUGGUGGGAUGAAGUAAUCUUCUCACUGAGUGUUAAAACCUUGAACUACAGAUAUAGUAUAUGAAUUAACUUAUCAUGUAAGUUGGCAGCAAAAACAUUACUGUAAAGAUUUACAAAACUGACAUGACAUGAAAUUGAGUUUUGUUAUUGAUUUUUUUGUGAUCAUUAAAAUCAGCUACUAAAACAGCAUAAACCAUUUUUCUACC
Molecule: messenger RNA, 938 nt
Organism: Pecten maximus
Lineage: Eukaryota; Metazoa; Mollusca; Bivalvia; Pectinida; Pectinidae
Product: EKC/KEOPS complex subunit TP53RK-like
Exons: 2
Coding region: 61-744 (227 amino acids)
Biological process (GO): protein phosphorylation
Cellular component (GO): nucleus; EKC/KEOPS complex; cytosol
Molecular function (GO): protein serine/threonine kinase activity; ATP binding
Source: RefSeq, a predicted model, not a curated record